Molecule: messenger RNA, 3854 nt
Organism: Acipenser ruthenus (sterlet)
Lineage: Eukaryota; Metazoa; Chordata; Actinopteri; Acipenseriformes; Acipenseridae
Product: synaptic vesicular amine transporter-like
Exons: 16
Coding region: 178-1755 (525 amino acids)
Biological process (GO): xenobiotic transport; transmembrane transport; aminergic neurotransmitter loading into synaptic vesicle
Cellular component (GO): terminal bouton; synaptic vesicle membrane
Molecular function (GO): xenobiotic transmembrane transporter activity; serotonin:sodium:chloride symporter activity
Source: RefSeq, a predicted model, not a curated record
UUGAUAAGGCUUCUGUGACGUCAGAUGCAAGACAAGUUAGGGAACCUGCCCACAGCUAUACUGCCCUGUGUCUCCUGGAGUAUUAGGAAUCAAGAGGUACUUUAAAUGAACGUGGAUUGUAUUCAGAAGUGAAAGCGUUGCAGAGUGAAAGCGUUCCUCCGUGGAUUCCUGUGGAAAAUGGGUGCACUGCAAACCUUCAGAGAGUUCAGUGUUCUGGGAUGGCUAAGAGAAGGCAGGCAGUCGAGGAGGCUUAUUCUUCUGAUCGUGUUCGUUGCACUUCUUCUGGACAACAUGCUCCUCACUGUAGUCGUGCCCAUUAUCCCCAGCUACUUGUACACAGCAGAUCACAAAGCCUCUCCAGUGAAAAACCAGACGGCCAGUCCUGGGCCGGACACUGUGCCCUCCUCAAACACUUUUCAAAACAUCUUCUCCUACUAUGACAACUCCACCAGGCUGCCUGGCAACACCACUGAGGAGACAUCCCAAAGAGCAGCCCGUUUCUCCUACACCACCACCACCACCAGCCCCGUCACCAAUGCCACUGAAGCCCCAGCAGACUGUCCCAAAAAGGACAAGCGCCUUUUAAAUGAAAAUGUGAAAGUGGGUUUACUGUUUGCUUCAAAAGCUACCGUGCAGUUGAUAACUAAUCCCUUCAUCGGACCUCUGACCAACAGAAUAGGAUACCAGAUUCCUAUGUUUGCUGGCUUUUGCAUCAUGUUUCUGUCCACUGUCAUGUUUGCUUUUUCUGAAAGCUAUACUUUACUUUUCCUGGCGAGGUCUCUGCAGGGAAUCGGGUCCUCCUGUUCGUCAGUGGCAGGUAUGGGGAUGCUGGCUAGUGUCUACACGAAUGACGAGGAACGAGGGAAUGCCAUGGGGAUUGCAUUAGGAGGCCUGGCUAUGGGAGUGCUGGUUGGCCCCCCCUUCGGCAGCGUGAUGUACGAGUUUGUGGGGAAAACGGCACCUUUUCUGAUUUUAGCAGUAUUGGCACUGCUCGAUGGAGCUCUGCAGCUUUUUAUUCUGCAGCCAUCAAAAUCAGCACCUGAAAGCCAGGAGGGAACAUCACUUUUUGCACUUUUGCGGGACCCUUAUAUCCUCAUUGCCGCAGGAUCCAUAUGCUUUGCUAACAUGGCCAUCGCAAUGCUAGAGCCAGCACUGCCAAUAUGGAUGAUGGAGACCAUGUGUUCAAGAAAAUGGCAACUUGGCGUUGCUUUUGUCCCCGCCAGCAUCUCCUACCUUAUUGGAACCAACAUCUUUGGCGUUCUUGCUCACAAAAUGGGAAGGUGGCUUUGUGCCCUGAUCGGAAUGGUACUUGUAGGAGUAAGCAUCUUAUGUGUGCCUUUUGCCAAAAACAUAUAUGGGCUCAUUUUACCAAAUUUUGGAGUUGGUUUUGCCAUUGGCAUGGUGGAUUCUUCGAUGAUGCCUAUAAUGGGUUACCUUGUUGACCUGCGCCAUGUUUCUGUCUAUGGAAGUGUGUACGCCAUCGCAGAUGUGGCCUUCUGCAUGGGGUUUGCAUUGGGCCCUUCCACUGGUGGUGCGAUUGCUCGAAGCAUUGGGUUUCCCUGGUUGAUGACGAUCAUUGGGAUCAUUGACAUACUCUUUGCGCCACUCUGCUACUUCCUCAGAAGCCCACCAGCCAAGGAAGAGAAAAUGGCGAUAUUAAUGGAUCACAAGCAUCCAGUCAAGACCAGAAUGUACACUCAGAACAGCAUGCAACCAUACCCUCUAGAAGAAGAAGAGUCUGAAAGUGACGAGUAACAGGAGCCAUAUGUGUAUGUUACCCUCAGAAUAUCUAUUUUGUUGUACAAAAAAUAGCAGUGUGUUUAUGUGAAUGUCCCAUUUUAAAUGUCUGUUUCCUAAAUGUACGGUGUCAAUAUAGUGUAGCAUUGAAGCAUACCAAAGCUGUUUUUAUUGCCAGUGUUACAGCUGUUUUUGUUAUUCCAUAUAAAAGAAGUAGCCGGCAGCCUUAUAAAACUGAUGUUAAUGUAUUUAUGGAAAUAAUUUACUGCUGGGGGAAGAAAAACAAAUUCAAUCUAGUCUUUGGUUUUCUUUAAAUAUAGCCUAUAUUUUGAAUUAUAUAUUUGCGGGUAUAAGUAAUGUAAAUCUAAUUUAGUGGCAAUGUAAGUGAAAAGUCCAUACAUUUUAAAAACGGUUUUAAUUGUCUGUGAUGGGUUUAACUUCAGCUUAGUGUGGUCCACUGUCAAUACAUGAUUUUCACUUCUUGUGUUACAUUUAAAAGAAGAGUCUUACCCUCCCAUUAUAUGCUGUACAUAGGAAACAAUGGGUGCUGGUGGGGUCAUAUUUACUGCAAAACUGUUUUUUUUUAAAUUGUUUUAGUUGUGUAGUGAACACUUCAAAAUCAAUAUGAGAAUACAUUCUGGAAAACAAAUGCAGCUAAAUUACUGAUAAAAUGAUUAAGAAAAUGUGUUUCAUAUCCAUGGCUAUUACAAUUUAAAGGGUACAUAAGGACCUUUUAUUUUAUUGUGUUACAUGUUCCCAUGUGUUGCAUUUUGAUCACUUUUUAAAUUUCUAAAUUGCAUUUCCUGCCUCAAGAUGGCUUCACAUGUACCCUGAUUUCCGAUCAUUCUUCUGCUCACAUAUGUAACUGAGAUGGAUUUACCAGUGAGCAGGAGGAUUAUGGGAAAUGUAGUUCUGAGAGGUCCAUGCAGGUACAUGUGACGCCAUCUUGAGGCAGGGAAUGCAAUUUAAAAGUUAAAAAAGUGGUCAAAAUGUAAAAAAAUUAAUUUAAACAAUACACACACCAUACGUAAACAGUUGUAGCAACACAUGGGAACAUGUAACAUAAUAAAAAGGUCCUUAUGUACACUUUAAACUAAAACCCACACACUGCCAGAGUAUAAUACUGUAAUAACAUAUAUUUUUAAAUAUUGAACACUGAAGUUAGUUUUACAUUACAACUUUUAUAGCUUUACAAGCCAAAUAGUUUUUUUGAAUAUUUUUAGACCCACCACAGUACUAUUUUAAACAUUUAGUAGUGUUCAUUUAGUUCAAGACUUGUAGAUAGAACAAUUUAUAGUACUGUUGAACUGAAAAGGAAUGAUAAGCAAGGGUUUAAAACUUAAGAUGGUACCCAAUCACUUCCUGUGCUGUAGGUGACUGUGUACCAGGAAGCUUGUUUAUUUUACUUCAGUGUAGAUUAGACUUGAGAUCAUAAACAUGCCACUCGUUUUAAAGCAAGCUACAGAUGACAAUAGUAAGGAAAGUUGUUCUCCAUUUCAAUAUUUGACAUUUUCCAUGACAAACCACUUUCUGUUUUUAUUUUUGUUCUUAUAUAGCACACAACUUUAUCAGAAACAGAACUUGUUCACAGUCCACCUAGUUUACAUGCAUAUGUUUAUCUGGGGGAAUACAAGCGUCCUCUUUUAAAAACUACUGUUUCCUAUUUCCUAUUGUAAACAAGAUGAAUGAGUAAGCAUCCAAUGGAGAUUGAAACUAUACAAAAACACAUUAGUAUGAUGCGAAUACUUUACUAAAUAAAAUAAUACAUUGCAUUUAGCCACACAAGCAAGCAUUCAGAGCGAUAAAAACUAGCUUAGAAAUGAUAUCUAUUGUAGAAGUUCUUAUUUGCACUGAAGACAAUGGACACAAAUAACGCUACGACUUGGAGAGAAAAUAAUGUCUUGUAAAAAGUGUUAACAAAACUUUUCUUUUGUAUAUAAAAAUAUAUAUGUGCCUUCUUUCAACUGUCAGCAGAUGUUCUCUAUGUAGCUGAGAAAUGAACUAGACAAAAAAGCUGUCCCUGAACAGUGGAGGGGUGAGGGUGUGCUUGUGUACUGUAUUACAUGCUGCUCUUUAGGCAAGAGCAACCCAGUAAUAAAUGUUUUCUGAGUGCUUCA